AUGGCGUGGUCCCGGUACCAGCUGGGCCUGGCCGCGCUCAUGCUCCUCACCGGCUCCAUCAACACCCUGGCGGCCAAGUGGGCCGACAACUUCAGCGUCCCCGGCUGCGAUGGGACAGAGGAGCACAGGUUCCAACACCCCUUCCUGCAGGCCGCUGGGAUGUUCCUGGGGGAAUUUUCCUGCCUCCCGGUGUUUUACCUGCUGCUCCUGCGGGAUCGGCGCCGCGCGGAUCCGACCCAAAUCCCGAUCCCGACCCCAUCCCGACCCUUCAAGUCCCUGCUGUUCCUGCCCCCCGCCCUGUGCGACAUGGCCGGCACCAGCAUCAUGUACGUGGCUCUGAACAUGACCAGCGCCUCCAGCUUCCAGAUGCUCCGGGGCUCCCUCAUCAUCUUCACCGGGAUCCUCUCGGUGGCGUUCCUGGGUCGGAAGUUGGAAUGGAGCCACUGGUUGGGAAUUGUGCUCACCAUGGUGGGGCUGGCGCUGGUGGGAUUGGCGGAUCUGCGCGGAUCUGGCGGCACGGAGCGCGGGAUGGCCGACGUGAUCACGGGUGAUCUCCUGAUCCUGCUGGCCCAGGCCAUCGUGUCCAUCCAGAUGGUGCUGGAGGAGAAAUUCAUCUUCAGCCACGACGUCCAUCCGCUGCGCGCCGUGGGCACCGAAGGUUUGUUCGGCUUCACCAUCCUGGCGCUGCUGUUGGUUCCGUUCUCCUUCAUCCCGGCCGGCCGGCUCUCCGGGAAUCCUCGCGGCGUCCUGGAAGAUCCCGCGGACGCUUUCUGCCAGAUCCGGCGGGAUCCGGUGAUCCUGGCGGCGCUGCUGGGGAACGUGGGAAGCAUUUCCUUCUUCAACUUCGCGGGGCUGAGCGUGACGCGGGAGCUGAGCGCGACCACGCGCACGGUGCUGGACAGCCUGCGCACGCUGCUGGUCUGGGCCCUCAGCCUGGCGCUGCGCUGGGAGCGCUUCCACCCGCUCCAAAUCCCGGGAUUCGCCCUGCUCCUGCUGGGAACCGCGCUCUACAACGGCCUGCACCGCGCCCUGCUGCCGGGUGGGAACGGGGGUGGGAAUGGGAGUGGGAAUGGGAAUGGGGAGGAGAGGGAAGCGCUGCUCGGUGAGGAGGAGGAGGGAGCCGGUGUCAGUCGGGGAUGA
This is a messenger RNA of Cinclus cinclus, 1140 nucleotides long. It is a transcript of the gene SLC35F6, whose product is annotated as solute carrier family 35 member F6. The coding region runs from base 1 to 1140 and encodes 379 amino acids. Gene Ontology annotation, biological process: transmembrane transport. The transcript is spliced from 6 exons. The record is from RefSeq and is a predicted model, not a curated record. Gene Ontology annotation, cellular component: membrane; intracellular membrane-bounded organelle. NCBI's taxonomy places the organism in Eukaryota, Metazoa, Chordata, Aves, Passeriformes, Cinclidae. Gene Ontology annotation, molecular function: transmembrane transporter activity.